Molecule: messenger RNA, 642 nt
Organism: Lindgomyces ingoldianus
Lineage: Eukaryota; Fungi; Ascomycota; Dothideomycetes; Pleosporales; Lindgomycetaceae
Exons: 5
Coding region: 1-642 (213 amino acids)
Source: RefSeq, a predicted model, not a curated record
AUGCUAGAUUUGGAAAUUAUUUUCUCCCUAACGGAGAUUGGGUUUUCUCCCGUCAUUUCAAAAACGGAGAUAGAAUCCACCACCGUAAAACCCGAGCUAAAAGACUGCCAAGUUCAUAAAGGGCAGAAGAGGACAAACAAUGAGAUUUUGGGAGCCAUCUACACCAAUCAGAUCUCGCAAAUGUUCCCUUCACAAUACGCUGCCAAGGAGAGCACUCUCCAAACCCAGUACACCUGGACGGGGUCCGCGGACUCCUUAUCCACAAUUAUCCAGCGCCCUAUUUUAUUCGCUGUACACAUCUCCUCCUUAAAUCAGAGGGCCAUUCCUGUACGAUUAUAUCAACAAUCAAUUCUUGAACGCUUAGCGAUGCCCUCCCGAGACUGCUCGUCCUCCUUAAACCCGAGGGCCAUUCCUGUACGAUUAUAUCAACAAUCAAUUCUUGAACGCUUAGCGAUGCCCUCCCGAGACUGCUCGUCCUCCUUAAAUCCGAGGGUCAUUCCUGUACGAUUAUAUCAACAAUCAAUUCUUGAACGCUUAGCGAUGCCCUCCCGAAAUUGCUCGUCCUCCGUCCUCUCUUACAUUGGUGACCAGUGGUACAUGUGGCUUACGAAGUGGCGACAUCGGCGGUGCAAUAAGCCUUGA